Messenger RNA from Vicia faba (fava bean), 1602 nucleotides. NCBI's taxonomy places the organism in Eukaryota, Viridiplantae, Streptophyta, Magnoliopsida, Fabales, Fabaceae. The record is from the annotation of a GenBank genome assembly.
AUGGCAGGAGGUGGAGCUGCGCCGCAACCAAAGCAAGAUGAACUUCUUCCACAUCCGGUUAAAGAUCAAUUACCAAAUGUUUCUUAUUGCAUUACAAGUCCUCCUCCAUGGCCCGAGGCAAUCCUACUUGGCUUUCAACAUUACCUUGUGAUGCUUGGUACAACGGUUCUAAUUCCAAGCUCUCUAGUUCCUCAAAUGGGAGGUGGAAAUGAAGAGAAAGCCAAAGUAAUUCAGACACUACUAUUUGUAGCCGGAAUUAACACAUUUUUCCAAACAACAUUCGGGACUCGUCUUCCCGCCGUUAUCGGAGGAUCCUACACUUUUGUUCCAACAACUAUUUCAAUUAUUUUGGCCGGUCGCUAUAGCGACAUUGUUAAUCCUCAUGAGAAGUUUGAGAAGAUAAUGAGGGGAACACAAGGUGCACUUAUAGUUGCUUCAACACUUCAAAUUGUUCUUGGUUUUAGUGGACUUUGGCGCAAUGUAGUUAGGUUCUUAAGUCCUCUCUCCGCGGUUCCCUUGGUUGCUCUCUCAGGCUUUGGUCUGUACGAAUUCGGAUUUCCAGUGCUUGCAAAAUGCGUCGAGAUUGGACUACCAGAAAUCAUCAUCCUAGUAGUAUUUUCACAGUACAUUCCUCACAUGAUGAAAGGAGAAAAGCCGAUCUUUGAUCGAUUUGCAGUUAUAUUCUCGGUGGCAAUUGUGUGGCUUUAUGCUUAUCUUCUUACUGUUGGUGGAGCAUACAAAAACUCAGCACCUAAAACCCAAAUUACAUGUAGGACAGAUCGCGCUGGAAUCAUAGGUGGUGCUCCUUGGAUAAGAGUCCCAUAUCCGUUUCAAUGGGGAGCUCCAACAUUUGAUGCUGGUGAAACUUUUGCUAUGAUGGCUGCUUCACUUGUUGCUCUAGUAGAGUCAACUGGUGCUUUCAUUGCUGUAUCAAGGUAUGCAAGUGCAACUCCGAUUCCACCUUCGGUUCUUAGCAGAGGUGUAGGCUGGCAGGGUGUUGGAAUAAUGUUGUCCGGGAUAUUCGGGACAGGAAAUGGAUCAUCAGUUUCUGUGGAAAAUGCAGGACUCUUAGCUUUGACACGCGUAGGUAGCCGAAGAGUUGUCCAAAUAUCGGCCGGAUUCAUGAUUUUUUUUUCAAUUUUGGGAAAAUUCGGAGCAGUAUUUGCUUCAAUUCCAGCACCUAUUGUUGCAGCUUUAUAUUGCCUAUUCUUUGCUUAUGUUGGCUCUGCAGGUCUUAGCUUCCUUCAAUUUUGCAAUUUAAACAGUUUCAGAACAAAAUUCAUCUUAGGCUUCUCUAUUUUCAUGGGAUUUUCUAUACCGCAAUAUUUCAACGAAUACACAGCAUUUAAAGGCUAUGGUCCUGUACACACGCGCGCAAGAUGGUUCAAUGACAUGAUCAAUGUUCCGUUUGCGUCUGAACCAUUUGUUGCUAGUCUCUUGGCGUUGUUCUUAGACGUUACGUUGCAUAAGAAAGACAACCAAAUGCGAAAAGAUAGAGGAAUGCAUUGGUGGGAUAAGUUUCGAUCGUUCAAGACAGAUACGAGGAGUGAAGAGUUUUAUUCUCUUCCUUUCAAUCUAAACAAGUUUUUUCCUUCUGUGUAA